Ruditapes philippinarum (Manila clam) is the source of this 1172-nucleotide messenger RNA. RefSeq lists its product as uncharacterized. The transcript has 6 exons. The record is from RefSeq and is a predicted model, not a curated record. The coding region runs from base 6 to 1172 and encodes 388 amino acids. Lineage: Eukaryota; Metazoa; Mollusca; Bivalvia; Venerida; Veneridae.
UUCAAAUGAAAUAUACAACAAUGGAUUUACUACCAUUCAUAGUGGCCGAAACUGUUUUUACAAAUAAAGUCAACAUCCCACAGUCUGCUUCCGCUUUUAUAACGAGUCCGCAGACGAUAAUCAGUCCAGGAUAUCCGUUCGCCUACCACACGGACUUCUUUUUUAUGUGGUCAAUAAACUUCCAAAACGGAUUUGUGUCACUCCAAUUUACAGAUAUACAUCUUAAGGAAAAAGAUGCCUAUCUCCUCUCGGAGAAGGGCAAUAGAUUUUGUGAGGAGAAUAUAUACCUACAAACAAACAAUCUAAUAUGGUUAUCACGCUUGGAUAUCACUAGAGAUACAGUCAAUUACCGUGCUGAAGAGGAUGAUCGUCUGUACAAAUUCUGGCCAUCUACAUUCACGAUUAACAGUGACUACAAUGGAAAGAAAACCAAUGUUGGAACAGCUGGUCAAAAGUUAAAUAUAGUGUUUAGAUCUUGUCCUUUGGAGUAUUAUAAACAACAGCCAGUUAAAGGAUUUAUAGCACAUGUUCAAAGUAGAGACAUAAUGUCGUGCACGAUGUCUAAUUACAAGUGCAUGUUACGGUCGAUGGAAAUAGCUUCGAGUAGCUUUAUAGGUGUGCCAAUGUCUGGAGACUCCGAAAUUUGGAAGAUAUCUCUUGAUAUUGAUACAAGUACUUACAGGUUUAUUCUAAUCACCAUAGAGGAAAUGCAAAUAUCAUGUUUUUCAGGGUCAACCUUAACAAUUGACAAGGAUUACUGUAAUAUGAAGUCAACGGUAAAGCCCAUUGAAAUGCGUAUAACGACCAUGAAGGUAGUUCUCAAAAUCCAGGAAUAUUGCCCUUGGUAUCCGGAUGUAGAAGGGUUUCGGUUGAGAUAUGAGUUUGGGCGUACUUUGCAAUCGUUAACAGAUGCCUUUACGGGGUUAGAAGAAAUCUAUGGUGAAUAUGAUGUCAAGCUAAAUGAGACGAAAGACAAUUCUUCAGGCUUUAUUUCGAUAACAACAGGCUGCAUUUGCCACGCUGAGGAGAUGUCUGUAGCAUGGGCGCCGAGAAUUAUCCUUUCAGAAGUAUGGCUCAACAAGGAUACUUUAGAACAUACAAAGAAUGUCACCUUGAUUGCCAUGGACUUCAAGCUUCCGUGUUGUCCACUGGCUUUUAUUACACAGAGUUAG